UAACAAAAUGGGAUUCAAAUCUGACUUGAUCGGAAUUGCAAGAGAAAUUUCAUCACCAUUGAUGACUGCUCUUACAGAAAUUAUCGUUUCUGAAAUGACCGGAAAACCUCUUAAUUUUGAACAUCUUGGAAUUGAUCUAGCUAAAAGAUGAUUUGUCAAUUUGUCUUUUUGGAUGCUUCAGAAAACUAAACAGACUACCAAGCAAUCAGAUGGACAUACAGAAGAGCAUAAAGAAGAGCAUAAAGAAGAGCUUAUGAUAGAUUGAGCUCCUAAACAUGAAAAUUCAGAUGAUAUUUUAAAAUGCCCACUUUCAGGUUCUCAAAUAAAAUCUCCAGUGAUUUCACCUGAAAACAAUAUUUACGAUGAACAAUCAGUUAAAGUUUACUUAGAAGAGUCAAAAAUAAUCGAAGAGAAUGGCAAAAGCCUAAUCUUAUCAGACUUCAAACCUUUAACCCUAAAAACUAUGAACAAACUCAGAAACUCUGUAUCCCAAAUCGACCAGAGUGGCUGGAGCGACCUCGGACACCCACCCAAAAAGAACAUCAUAAAACUCGUAAAGCAUGACUACAUCCCUGAAGUUCUAAAAACAGCCACUAUUACCCGUCCUGAAGAGCUCAUUGAGGAAAAAUACGAAGAAAUCCCACUUGGAGAAUCUCUGAUUGAAUAUGUUGUGAUUUCGAAAAUUGAUGAAGAAUAAUUUAAUGAUUUUAAGGUUUUGU
Molecule: messenger RNA, 719 nt
Organism: Moneuplotes crassus
Lineage: Eukaryota; Ciliophora; Spirotrichea; Euplotida; Euplotidae
Source: the annotation of a GenBank genome assembly